UUCAAUAAAAUUAAGGCUCCAAUCUACAAAUUAAGAUUUGAUGUCCUCAUGUGAAAGAACUGUACAGAUUAAGAUUUGUUGAACUGUAAGAGAUUCCCUUUUAAAACUUUUUAACAUAAAUCCGAGCUAUCUGUUAAAGGCCAAUUUUGAAUUCACACAGACAAGUUAUCUGAACCAACACGACAAUUUAUGGGUCGAUUUUGAAACUGGCUUUUCGUCCUCAACUGAAAGCAAAUCGUAGCAAUCCUUUUAACAAAAAAUGAUCAGUUGACAUCUGAACUGGUACUAGUAUCUAGACUAAUGAUACAAGGAGAAUAGAGCAAAGAAUUCAAACAAUGUCGAAUGCUGUUGUGGAGAUCUCUAUCUACAUUCACAAAUUUCAUAAUCUCGAUCUCUUCCAACAAGGAUGGUACAAGCUAAAGGUGAAUUCAAGGUUGGAGGGUUCUGAAGAUGCUGCUCGGGGCGUUCCUACUCGUGUAGUGCAAUAUGAUGUGCCAAGUUCAGGUUCAGAUGAGAAUGCUGGUGUCUGGCAGAUUGAUAACGACGACCAUAGUUUUUGCACUUGUCCUUUUCUAAUCAAAUAUGCACGACAGGAUGUUUAUCUGUCAGUGAUGGUGUCCUUUACUUUGGAUUUAACAGUGUCAAAGACGCUUUUGACAUCUGGAGUCUUAUUGAAGUUUGAACUAUUCUAUGCCUCAAUUCGUGAAACUUCUUUGACAGCUGAAAGUCCUUCCAACUUUUCUCCUGCUUCCGUCCAUGAAAUUCGCGUUCCUCCGAAAGCUCUUUUGGGUUUGCAUUCUUAUUGUCCCAUUCACUUUGAUGCAUUGCAUAUGGUGCUGGUAGACUUAAGCAUACAUGCUGUUCUCUACACAGCUAUUCCCAAAUUAUCUGCAAGCAAUGAGAGUUUGCCAGAGAAUAGUCAGAAAGGGGUUAGAACUACAAGUGAUCUGGCUAUGAGCUCUACAGAAUCUGGAGUUGGUGCUGAGGAUAUUGCCCUGUGGAAAUUGCUGUGUGCUUCCCAUAAUAUACUUAUUAAUGAGAUUGAAAACAUUGGUAGGGGAAUCAAUCGGAAUAUUGAUGAUCUGAUAAAAAUGGAACAAGUGACCCUUAAAUCUAUUCUGGAAAAGGAGAAAUUAGCUUCUGGAGAAUCAGUAAAUAUAUUUACACCAUUGGACAAGCAAGAUAUUGAACUGUCUGAAGUGGUUGAAGGGAAUAACUGGUCAGUGAUAUCCAAGGCAGAUAUGCUAAAAGCAUUCCGGGCAUUGGAAACCCAGCUUUCAUCUAUUUGGAGUUCAUUUUUGGCAUUCCACAGAGAGCAUAGGAUAGAAAUCCUGGAGUAUUUACGUCAUGUAUGGGUGGAAGAUCGGAGCACAGAGUGGUCAAUGUGGUUGGUACACAGGAUGGAACUUAAGCAAAAUGAUGCAUCCAAUGGAGAUUCUAGUGAUGAUUCUCGCUACUUGCAAUUUUCUAAGGAAUCUUUCGCAAGAGCUUCCAAUGAAGAUCCAGCAUUAGUUGCAGCAGCUUCUGCUGAGCUGCAUCGAAGAAGCAUCGAGCAAAUGAAGAUAAAUAACCGCUUUCUUCAAGAUAUGCAAAUUUUUGGUAGUCUAUCUCAGGUGCCAGUCCUUUAUAUUGAACGUCAUUUGAUACAGUCUCAGAGUUCUUGUUUGGUUGAAGAUGCCGUUUCCUCGACCCUAAAUGGUGCUUCAGACAAAGUUGGAGAUGUCAUCAUACCAAAAGAGAGAGUAGCAAGUUUGCCUUCAAAAAUGGCGAAUCCUAGUUUAGCUAGAAGGGCAUUGAGGGUGGUUGUCUUUGUCCAUGGAUUUCAGGGUCAUCAUCUAGAUUUACGAUUAGUCCGGAAUCAAUGGCUCUUGAUUGAUCCAGGUGCUGAGAUUAUCAUGUCAAAGGCCAACGAAGAUAGAACUACUGAUGAUUUUAGAGAACUUGGGCAAAGGUUAGCACAAGAGGUUUCACAUUUUUUAGAAAGGAAAUUUGCUACAGCUUUGCGAAAGGACACUUACGGUAGUUUCAGGCUAAGUUUUGUUGGACAUUCGAUUGGUAAUAUAAUCAUCAGAGUUGCAUUAACAGAUGCUGCAAUGAAGCCCUACCUGAACAACUUAUAUACCUUUCUGUCUAUAUCGGGGCCUCAUCUAGGAUACUUUUACAGUUCAAACACUUUGUUCAGUUCUGGUUUAUGGCUUUUCAAAACGCUUAAAGGAUCUCCUUGUAUGCACCAACUAACAUUUACAGAUCAAACAGAUAUUCAUAACUGUUUUCUUUUCAGGCUAAGUCAGGAAAAAACAUUCGAGCAUUUCCAAAAUGUAAUUUUGCUUUCAUCUCCACAGGAUCGCUAUGUUCCCUACCAUUCUGCACGUGCUACAAUAUGUCAAGCAGCCAUUCAGGACUCCAAGAAAGGACCAGCUUAUAAAACCAUGCUGAAAAAUUGCUUGGAUCAGAUAUUAAUGCCUACUACAAGUGAACGCCACUUUAUACGUUGUGAUGUGAACUUUGAUACUACUUCUCAGGCUGGAAGCCUCAAUAAUUUUAUCGGCCGAACAGCUCACAUUGAAUUUUUAGAAACCUGUCUAUAUGCAAAAUUUUUAAUGUGCUCGUUUCCUAAGAUGUUUUCUUGACUAUAGGUCGAGUACAUAGAUAUUAAUGUCCCUAUAAGGCUGCAAGACAGUUUAUGGAACCUAUGUAGCAUAUAUGGUCAUCUCUUAUGCUCAACCUCCACACUAGUUGUAUCUUCUACUGUAAGAUGUGCUUGAGAUUGACUGAUCAUCUUCUGCAUAGGAGGAUUUGUAAAUUCAUUUUGCCUAUGAGGCUAAGGAAAGGAAAUUAUGCUAAUAUGUCGAUCCA
Messenger RNA from Cryptomeria japonica (Japanese cedar), 2856 nucleotides. RefSeq lists its product as uncharacterized. The coding region runs from base 336 to 2630 and encodes 764 amino acids. NCBI's taxonomy places the organism in Eukaryota, Viridiplantae, Streptophyta, Pinopsida, Cupressales, Cupressaceae. The record is from RefSeq and is a predicted model, not a curated record. The transcript has 15 exons.